GGGCCAUUGAGCCAACAACCAGAGUUUUAUUAACCAUUAACCAAAGGGUAAACUUUACUCUUUGGCAUUAACUAAUUCACUAUGCAGUUAGUCAAAUCAGUUAGACUUUGUGCAAAAUGAGUGAAGACAAUGACACUCCUGAUAGAAUUACUAUUAAAGUGAAAGUAGCCGGUGAAGAUUAUUAUCCCAUUGUAAUUGAUUGGUCAGACAAAACCCAUGAAUAUCAACAGCAACAACUGUUUAGACAACUUGAAAUAUUCACAGGAAUACCAAAUGAAUCUGUAACCUUUGUGAGAAUUUUCAACCCAAUAAACAAUUCCUAUUUCACGAACAUGGAAAACCCUGAUCAUAAUCACCUCUUAAACCAAUCCAAUAGCUAUGAAAAUACUUGGCCUUUCACAAAGGAAUCGGUGUCGCAAAUUAUCAGUGAUGGCGAUGAGUUUUGUCUUUCCACCUUCAUUGAGCCAUUUCGCAUAGAAAGGGUCUUUCGGCUGGGCUAUCAGUUACUUACUGGAAACAUGACGCACCCUACGGAAUGUACUGAAUACUAUUGCCAACACAGUGAAAAUAGAAAUUUUUUAAAUCAAAUAAGGAGAAUAGUUAUAAAUUCCGAAUUAGCCUUGCAGGUCAGACCUCUGCUUGAUCAGAUAAUAGGACAUAAUUUAGAGGCUAGCUUCAGAGUAAUGGAGCUUUUUAACAUCAGACAAUUUUUCGAUCCAUGUUGCCGUAUUAUUGGCAGGACACCUGGACACAGACACAAACGCCGGUAUUUACCAGAGAGUGGUUAACCAUUAGUUUAAUGUACAUUUAAUUUUUACACGGAUUUUGAUUAUUUGCAGAAUUAUGCCAGGAUUAUGACUAGAUAACGAUUCAAAAUUUAUCCAAAUAUUUGUAAAUAAAAAUGUUUUCAUGUUCAUCUUUAAAA
Molecule: messenger RNA, 925 nt
Organism: Tetranychus urticae (two-spotted spider mite)
Lineage: Eukaryota; Metazoa; Arthropoda; Arachnida; Trombidiformes; Tetranychidae
Source: RefSeq, a predicted model, not a curated record